Cuscuta campestris is the source of this 4311-nucleotide messenger RNA. The record is from the annotation of a GenBank genome assembly. NCBI's taxonomy places the organism in Eukaryota, Viridiplantae, Streptophyta, Magnoliopsida, Solanales, Convolvulaceae.
CGUAGGAGGGAAGGCUGGACCUGCGGGUUCAGGGGGGAAAAGAAGAAGAAAGUAAGGCGGUCCAAGAAGAAGAAGGCGACCAAGCCCAACAGGAAGGUUAGGAUGGAGGACGAGCUAUCCAGAUUAGACGAGGAAGAUGAGUCGUCUUCCUUUGAGCGGGCGUCAGCCUUCGACCGAUUGGGAGAUCCUAAAUUGAAGAAGCCCCGAACCUCGGCGUUCGAUCAGUUACAAGAUACUCGGUCGGCCCGCAAGGGCAACCUGAGAGUGAAACUCAAGGAAAGAAGGGGAGAGUCCUCGGCAACGUCCAAGAUUGGCUCGGAAGAGCGACUAAAGGUGGUCGAGGACAAAGAAGCGAUCGAAUUGUGGAGGAUGUGCGAUCGUUUGGAGAAGCGGCUGGAUGCCCAAAAUCCGUACCGCCAGGUGGUCUUUAGUGAAUUGCCCAAGGGAUCGAUUGACAAAUGGAGCGACCUAGCCCACAAAUUCUUGGAGCACUUCGCGUCCAGCUGGAGGCAGAAGCUCCCGUUCUCACACUUGCUCAACGUGAAAAUCCGAAAGGGGGAGCAACUUCGGGAGUUUAUCAAUAGGUGGGAGAAGGAGGCUAGGGACGUCCAAGGGGCGGACGACCAGGCCUUGAUCGCCAUGCUCCAAGCGGCACUCCCUCAGGGGAAUGUGCGCAAGGAGCUGCGACAAUAUCCGCUCUCGACCUACCAGGAAAUGCUAGCCAGGGCGAAGUAUCUGGCGUUGGAGGAAGAAGAUGACGAGCCACCCAUCCGGAAGGAGAAGAAGAGUGGACAGCCAGUAACGGAAGGAAGAAAGAGGAAGGAUUUUGGUAGGGGACCAAACCCUACAGGAUACCAAAGGAGGCCGGCGGCCACCGCCGCAGCGAUCGUCACAGGGGAAGGGCAGGAGGACGGAAGGCGACAUCUGGGGAGAGACUGUGACGACCUAGAUGAAGAAGAGAGGCAGAAUCACCGACAUUUGGGAUGUCGGUUCAUUAUGGGUGGCAACACCGGUGUGGAGUCGGUGUCCUUGCGGAUGAAGUGGAAGAAUAUGGUGCACAUGGCCAAGGUGCAAAGGCCACCGCUGCCCAAGCGGAAGAAGAAGGAACCAUUGAUCUUCACGGAUGAAGAUUACCUGCGAGUUCUCAGUCCUCAUCGGGAUGCACUGGUGAUAAAGGUGGAGAUCAAUAAUGUGGUCGUCCAUCACACGUUGGUCGAUACUGGCAGCUCGGUCAACAUCAUGUAUAGCAACACUUUCAAGGAGCUGGGGUUAUCCCAGGGCGACCUUAAGCCAAUCCAUACCCCGCUGUCAGGAUUCACGGGGGACACUAUUGAAGCAGAAGGAACCAUCACGGUGAAGGCUGGGGAGCGGAUGGGGAUUUACAUCCAAUCCACUAACUUUCUCCUUUGGAGAAUUAUCAAAACUGGUGAGGACGUGCCAAUGAAGAAGGUCGAGGAAACCAACGUCCCUAAGACCGAGGAUGAAUAUGAUGCACAAGACAUCAAGAAGGUGGAAAACAAUGCCAAGGCCAUCAACAUCAUCUAUUGUGCCGUUAACCCGGAUGACUACCGGAAGAUUUCUUGUUGCACCAUCGCAAAGGAAAUGUGGGACAAACUAGAAAUCACCUAUGAAGCCGAUGCCAUUCAAGAGUCCAUCGGCAUCACCAAUGUCACCAUUGACGGACUUAGAGGUAACCUCAAAACCUAUGAGUCCACCAUUCUAUUCCCUUCUUUAGGUGAACAAAAGAAGAAGGGGAUUGCACUCAAGGCUACCUCAAGCCAAAAACCUGCCAUAGAGAAAUCAAGCGAUGAGGACAACGAGUGCGGGCUCGUCAUCAAAAAGUUCCACAACUUCAUGCGAAAAGAGUAUGAACGAAAGGGAAAAAAGCAUGGAGGACCACCCAAGUGCUAUGAGUGUGGAGAAGUUGGGCACAUCAAGCCAAAAUGCCCAAAUGCACAAAAAGAGAAGGAGAAGAAACCGUUCAAGAAGCACCGAGCUUACAUUUCAUGGAGAGGUGAUUCCAGCGAUGAGUCAUCGGAAGGCGAAGAGAAUGAAAGCGCCAACCUUUGCCUCAUGGCACACGAGGAACCACCGGAAGAGAUCAUGAUGGAAGCACACCUCUACGCUCUACAUGAUUGUAUGUGGAUGGUGCUUGAAGAUGGACCCUUGAAAAUCCAAAUGGAGAAUCCAGAGAGAAAUCCAACCAAUCCAGAUGUAGUCCAGUACAUUCCAAAGCCCAAGGAGAAAUGGGAUGAUAGAGAUUGCAAAAAGCACAAUCUGGACAACGUCGCCAAAGCAGGCAUCUUCAAGACACUUGAUCCCAUCACCUUCUCCAAGAUCAUGCAUCUCAAGACAGCCAUGGAGAUAUGGCAAGGUCUUGGGAAGUUAUGUGAGGGAUCAGAGGAUCUGAGAAAGCAGAAGAUAGAGGUCUUGCUCGAGAAGUUCAAAAGCUUCAAAAUGCUUCCCGGAGAAUCAUUUGAUAUGUUGGAUGAAAGAUUCCACAAAAUCUUAAAUGAUCUUGCAUCACUUAACCACGUUCUUUCGCCCAAAGAAAAGAAUGUAAGGUUACUAAAAUCUCUUCCAGCUGAGUGGUACACCAAAGCCACAUCCAUGGAAGAAGGAAGAAAUCUGGAGAACUACGCUGUCCAAGGUCUCCUAGAUGAGCUCAGAACCUAUGAGCACGAGCUGAAGAAGAAGAAGGAAGAACAAGUAACUCCAUUUCCCACGGCACUAAUGACAACUCCAAGAGUCCCAACAAGCGAAGGGACAUGCCCAAGGAACUGUGACACUCCUUCAUCCAGUCAGCCAUCAAAAACGGAGAACUACGAUGAGGAAUUUGCCAUGAUGGUCAAGCAAUUCCGGAAGUUCAAAAAGUUCUUCAAGAAAGCUGACUCAGUCAGAAGGCCAUCCAAGAGAAAGCCACAGGUAAGUGACUCCCCUCCCGAAUCUUAUUUAUGUUAUAAUUGCAGGAAGCCUGGUCAUUGGAAGUCAGCAUGCCCGUACCCAAAAGUGGAGAAGUACGGAGAAAGAGAAAGAAACGAGAAGAAGAAGAAGGCAAUGGUUGCAGCUGAAAGUGACAAUUCAUCCAGUUCAAGCUCAGAUGAAGAAGCCCUCGUCUGUGUAGAGCGUAGAACUGAGAAGUCCAACCAUGAGGAUUGGUGGACUAUGUCAGAAGAUGACACUCUCUGCCUAAUGGCCAAGAAUGAUGCUGAUCAAGAGGUAACUUCACAAACCUUCUGUUCAUCUUCUUAUGAAAGCAUACCAACUUCUGAAAAUAUUUUUGACAAGUUCAAACAGAUGAUGGAAGAUUUUGAGGAAAUAAAUCUUAAACACUCAUCCUUAACAGAAGAGAACAAGCUACUGAGUGAAGAGAAUCUCAAGUUGACUGAAGGUCGGAAAAGUCAACUAAGUGAGAUUACUCAACUCAGGGCAGAGAAUGAAUCUCUUUCUGAAAAGGUGAAAUUCCUCAACAAGGAGCUAAGGAUACUAAAGUCCAAAGAAGCUGUGCAUAAGCUUCUUGAAAAGACCAAACAUAAGGGUCGUGAAGGACUUGGUUUUAACCCCUCCAGUUCCAAAAGGAAAGGGAGAACAACUUUUAUCCCUCCCAAACCUACUGCAAAACCCAAUAAGCAGAAAGGUAAGGAGAAGGAGAAACCUACAGAAGUUCCCAAAAAGGACAUGGCAUCCCUCAAGACCAUCUCGUCAAAUGAAGUCAUUCUGAGUGGAAAGAGAAUCAGAAACAUCUAUGAAGUGAUGUGGGACGAUGUCAAGGAAGCGUGCCUAAUCAGCAAAGUUGACAAGCCAUCAAAGCAUGAUCAUGAGGUUCUUGAUCUCUCAAACAAAGAUGAAGAAAUCAAUGAAGGAGAUAGAAUGAAGCCUACGGAGUUCAUUCCAUUCGGAAGUCUACCUUUGAAGACUUCACAGAGAAAUCCGGACAGUGCUAAGCCUACCGGAAAUCAUGGUCAGCCUUCCAACAUUCCGGAUCACUCACAUGGUGACCAUUCCAGAAAUGGCGGUCAAGAGCCAAUCCAUCCGGAAACACCAACAAACUCUGUUCUUCAACCAGAAGCUGAACUAGAUCAGCCAGUCAAUCCUAACCAACACAAUCUUCGUUGGUUAAGGGAUCAUCCUCCUCAACAAGUCAUUGGAGAUAUUCAAUCAGGCGUUCGCACAAGGAGUGCUCAACAGAAUCUAGAAGCCAUGCUUGCCUGUUUCAUCUCGCAAGUAGAACCAAAGAGCAUUGAAGAAGCUCUAGCUGAUUCUGAUUGGAUCAAUGCAAUGCAAGAAUAACUCAACCAAUUCACCAGAAAU